Molecule: messenger RNA, 6416 nt
Organism: Pleuronectes platessa (European plaice)
Lineage: Eukaryota; Metazoa; Chordata; Actinopteri; Pleuronectiformes; Pleuronectidae
Gene: mtus2b
Product: microtubule associated tumor suppressor candidate 2b
Exons: 15
Coding region: 359-3826 (1155 amino acids)
Cellular component (GO): cytoplasm; nucleus
Molecular function (GO): microtubule binding
Source: RefSeq, a predicted model, not a curated record
CUGUUUUCCCAGGGAUGCUGCUGCGGACCGGAGCCUCUUCAUCUCCGCCCGGGCUGGACGCGUCCCUCCUCCCCCGGGCUCGCUGCUCUCUCAGCGGAUCACCUGCGGACUGUGAACGGAUCCGGAGCCCAGAUGUCAUGAAGCUCCAUCUUCUACACGAGGCACGAUAUUCAACGUUCUGAUUUCAGACCGACUGGAGAGAAAUGUGAAAACCCCUUCCUGCCUCCUGCUGCUGUGCCGCCACGACCUCUUGAUGGGAUGUCAGGGUGGACUGCUUCAUAACUGAUGCCAGGAAUGAUUGCUCUCUUUUUUUAAAGUGCUCUCGAGGGCACUUAAGAACUCAGAAGUGUUUCCAAAAAUGUGCGAUCGUGGAGAGCCCUUCAGCGGGGGGGAGCGGAGGAACAACAACCAGCGGGGGGGCGUGCUGGGCGAUGGUGAUGCCAACGCUAAUGACAUCCGGGCAGAGGAGGGCGGGACUCAGUCAGGGCCGGUGAGUGGAACGGCACGGCGAGGCCAAGUCGUCAUCCUGGGCAAGGACGCCCAGUGUGAAGACCCCGAGCUGGCUGAGUUCGAGAGGCUGGAGGGUCAGGAGCUGGAGACCUACCAGGUUGAGGACGGAGAGGACUUCGUGGGGCUUGCGGAGCGGAAGACGCCUCCGGGGAAUUCGUCAGUAGCAGCGGAUAAUAAGGGCAAGGAAGAGAGGAAGGCCUUCCUGCGUUCUGCCAGCGAGCAGGAGUCCACUGCUUCUCAUGUGUCCGAGAGCAGAGAGGCCUCCAGGACUGAGCUGAGCUCUGACACUGACGUCUUUGUGUCCUGUCAGUCCAACAUGUCCAGCACUGCCACCGCCGGCAGGUCCCAUACGACCGACUCGUGGCACCUUGCCGCCGCCGGUCCUUACUCGACCACCUCGGAGGACCUGACUUCCCAGGCCUGCAUCACUGUCUCCGAGCCAGGCAGGGCCGACCCCCCCUCCCGCUCCUCCAGUAAAAGCACAACACACCAGAGAGACGUGGACAUUAAUCUGAAUUCAGCGCUUCACUCGGAGGACGUUGCUUUGAAGGCACAAGUGAGAAAUGGAGGCGUUGCGUGCGGGGACGCCAUCGAUGAGCACAGGAGGAACAAUAACCAGAGAGAUACAACAGAGGACGAUUGUGAUCAAGGGAGAAAUAAGCACAAGGCUUUGCCAACUACAAAAAACACACAUGAAGAACACAACAGGAAAAUGGAUAAAAGCACACAAGCCGACGAGGCCCCUGAUGCGAGCCCCUCCCAGGCUGCAAAGGAGAAUCUGUCAUCAAGUCCUUCCAAAGCCCUGAAGAAACAAGGAUCGUUUGAUAACUCCAUGAGGAAACAGAACUCUUUCGACAGGAGUUUUAAAAAGCAGCCGUCAUUUGAGAACACGUUAAAGAAGCAGGGCUCGUUCGAGCACAGCAUCCCCUCCAGCUCCGCCAGUCUGGAGCGGAGGAAGCCAUGGGGAAGCCCCAGUCGAUCGGCAACGCCACCGCCCCCGAAGGUCAUCACCAGUUCGCCCAAGAGACGACCGCCUGUCUCUCCAGCCAAGGUCCCGGGCAUCAGGCCGCUGAGCUCGGAGCGCAGCGACUCCCCACAGAGAGGGUUCGGUCACACGGUCAAGCCGCCAGGAAAGAUGAGCAGUGGCAUCCCCAAACCGGUCGUCCCUCCUCAGCACAAAGAAGCCGAACCCAGGAGGUCUUCUUCUCCCCAGAAAACUAAAAACGUGCGACCGAAAAUCAUCACCUAUGUUCGGGCGAACCCUCAAACCAAACCCCAGGUCACAGAGGCCCCAAAUGAAGCUUCUGCACCCCCACUGAGAUCCUCCUUCUCCAGUCCACCGGCUCAUAAAGCUCAGAAGGUUACACCUCAACCUAAAUCCACACCGGUGCUGUGUUCCUCCAACCUGCUGUUUGACAAGUACCGGCAGGAGAUGCAGAAGGCGGGGCUUUAUCCUCCGGGCGUGGCCCUGACUGGGGCGAGCGGCACCAACCCCCCGAGGCUGAGCAGGAAGUCGGGCAGCUUUCACGAGGAAGAGAAAUAUCUCCAAGAGCAGGUUUCUCACGAGGGCGGCGUUGUGUACCGGUCCCCCAGAGCCCUGAAACCUCAGCUGGGGUUAGGGGCGGUCAGCAGGCAGCCUGCAGCCAAGACAAGAGCUCAGCAGACAGGUCAGAGGUCAGCACCCCCCCAGGACUCUGCAGGAGAUCACAAGAGCACAGAUCCAGCCCCUAAGAGUGUCCCUCUCAAACCGGGACAGUCUGGUCUCCGUCCUCCGGGCUUCUCCGCCCUGCCACCUGCCCGUCUGGCCUCCUUCGGCUUCGUCCGCAGCUCCAGUGUCUCGUCUGCCUCCAGCAACCAGUCCAACGACAGCGAUCCCAGUCGACCCUCCCAGCAUCCAAGCAGUGGCAGCGAUGAAACACAGUCACACAAACAACCCCCCGGUGAAACUCCACAUGGUCCGAGCCGAGCGCAUCCUCCCAACGCCCCCAGCCUCCAGCGCCGCUCCCUGCCCCCCCAGCGCUCCUCACCGAUGGCCUCUAGGAGAGAGAUGUCGAAGGACACGGACGCUGUGAUGCCACCGAAGUCGUCCCCUAAAAGACUUGCAGUGGUUUCACCCAAACCUCAGUCCCCUGCUCGUGGGCCGACGGCAGCGGUUCAUGGUUCGGUCCGGACCGACCGGGCCCAGGAGCUGGACCGGGCUCUGAUCCAGCAGCUGCGGGAGCGCUGCGAGCAGCAGGCGCUGCAGCUGCUGAGCCUCCAGGCCCAGUUGAAGAAGGCCUCCCUGUGCCUGGACGUGUUCAGCAUCACUACCCAGCACUUCUGUCAAAAGAGUGAACGUGCCAUUGUGAAAGAGAGGGAACUGUCCCAGGAGCUCGCCAGAAUCAGGGAUGAAGUGGCUUUCAGUGUCGCACACUGGGAGCAACUGCAGCGGGAGAAGGAGGAACUGGAGCGUCGCUUCGAGGCGGAGCUGCAGGGAUUGCGGGCUCAGCAGCAGAGGGAGCUGGGAGCGCUGGAGGAGCGGCUGAAGGCGAAGCACUUGGCCGAGGCCCGGAGCCUGAAGGCCCUACAGCGGGAUGAGCUUGACGACCUACGGAUCCAACAGCACGAGCAGAUUGAGGAGAUGAGUGAGAACCACGAGGCGUCCCUGGUGGAGAUGGAGACGGCUCACAACGACACGCUGACCACUCUGCAGGAGGAGCAUGCCAGGACCGUGAAGAAUCUGAAGAUGGCCCAUGAACAGCAGAGGAAGUCCCUGGAUGAAGACUUUCAGAAGAUCAGACUGUCGCUGCAGGAUCAGGUGGACACGCUGACGUUUCAGAAUCGCAGCCUCAGGGACCGAGCCAAGCGCUUUGAGGAAGCUCUCCGCAAGAGCACCGAUGAGCAGAUACUGGAUGCUUUGGCUCCUUACAAACACAUUGAGGAGGACCUGAAGAGUCUCAAAGACGUUCUGGAGAUGAAGAAUCAACAAAUUCAUCAGCAGGACCUGAAGAUUACAGAGCUGGAGAUAAUAGCUGAAAAGAAUGUGUACCUGGAGGAGAGACUGCAGGUGUUGCAGCAGCAGAACGAAGACCUGAAGGAGCGAAUAGACAAGACCCUGGUUGUGUCCAGACAACUCUCUCAGGAUAACGCCAACCUGCAGGUGAACGUGGAGAAGGAGAGCAACGAGAAGAAGCGGCUGAGUCGUAACAACGAGGAGCUGCUGUGGCGUCUCCAGACGGGAGACCUGAGCCCUCGCAUGUCCCCCAGCUCCUCCCCCAUCCACCGACCCUCCCCUGGACCGGGCUCCGCUGCCCGCCCACACUCAUACCAUCAAUGACACUCUACAAACUCUUUGCUGAAUGUUCCUCUGGGCAAAGGAAAGGGCCUCGCACCCUCGUGAUACAUUUCCACAGACAAACCCCAGGAAUUUUAACUUUUGAACUUAAUAAUUGUAUCAAAGCUCGAGCCUCUUGCCUCCUCUUUUUCUAUUCCACACAAAUCUCCCACGAAGCAGAACGCGCUGCGAUACUGCGGCGGAUGAAAGACCGGAUCAUUGCAGAGGUCAGAGAGCAGGAACAGACUCACAGUGCCUCAUUUCCAUGUGUUCGCCUUCAUCUGCAAUCUCCACCUUCUCCUCCAGCGCUCAGGAUGAUGGAUGUACGGCACAAAGCAAACAUCCAAAUCGCAGAACAGUGAACACAAGAAGCGCCUUUCCUGUCCAGUCUCUUUCCACCAGCAGCGGCACAGGCAACACUUUGAGAGGAAAUCACAAAACUAAGUGUGGAUUCCUCUGUGGGACAUGACAAAGCUUUCAUGUAUCAGGAUUGUAUGACUCUCAAGCCAUCCAGCCUCAAACGUCUGUCCCAUGUUUUCCUUAAACGACCAGAUAUGUACGACAACAUAACAACUCAUCAUCGUUCAUUGAUCUGCCAAAAUAUUUUAGCUAUGUUAUUGAUUAUAAUUUAUUUAAAUAGUGUACAUGUGUUGGUCUCUUUUAAAGCAUGUUCUGUCUUCCGGUUAUGAUGAAGUUUAAUUUUGGAUCACUGACAGUGUGAAAUGGAGCAGAAGAGUGAAACGGGUGAAACAAGUGACCUCUUGUGACCUUGAGCAGGAUUAAAUCAAACGAAACCAAGGCCCGACAGUCGCCUCAGAUCGGAUCUCACUUCCCCGCCCUUUAUGCAAUUAGACACGUACACUCGAAAAGAUGUAAUGCAAUGACAGGAAGCAGCGAGGAGAAGAUAAGGAAAUCAAGAUAACACAACUGAAAAUAUGGAAAAAGAAAUCCUUACCCUAACCCUAACCCUUAUCUGUAUCCAAGCCAAAAUCGUAUAACUUCUUUCCGGGCCCAUGUCUCCUCCUUCCACCAAGUUUUGUAGAAAUCUGUUCUUUAGUUUUUCUGUAAUCUUGCUAAGAAAACAAACAAAUAAAUCGACAGGGGUGAAAACAAAAGUGCAGGAUAAGAAAUCGCCAAAGACGGAAUCACUCAUAGUCGUCCAUCAGGUGUAACGACUUCAGAUUCAUCCUUGUAGGGUGCGGACAUUCUUAUCAAAAAGUAUUUACCUGAACACGUGUGAUUCCCAGAUCUGUUCAUCGUGCUGCAUUGAUUCACUUUCAGAUACGUUCUCUUGUUCUUUCUUUAAAUGGUCCUUUCACUCAUGUUUCAGAAAAACCUUGAGGACAAAUAUGAUGUGAAAAACAUCAGAGCCCGACUGAUGUGGAUGUUUGGGUCCAAUAUCGAUAUUAAAGAGUAAACAGUUUCCAUUAUGAUCUAUUAGUAUAUAUUUAUAUAUUUUAAAAGAAAAAUUGGCAAUGACUCCUAUGAGGUUGUUUAUCAAACUCUCAUGAAAAACUAAAUGCAAGUGAAGCUUGACCUUUUGACAACUUGUCCAAAAUUUUUAUUAUAAAUAAGUAAAAACAAAACACAAAUACAACCAAAUAUAUUGAACUAGAAAAAAAAGAUUGACCAAAACAAAUAUAUUGAUGUGAAAUAUAAUUUUGUAUAAUAAAGUUUUUUAUUUCAACAAACACAACAACUUUUAACAACCAUCCGAUUAGAUCAGUCGGGCUCUGACGUGUUUCUUCUCUUGGUUUUCUGCAAUUUACUUUCGAGGGGCGUAAACAUAUCCUUAAGUAAUUUGCUGCAAGCUGUUACCUCAUUUCUCAUUGUAGAGAAUCUCAGGUGUUGAGAAAUAUGAAUCAUCAAAAGGGAAACAACUGCCAUAACUUUCAUUUGUUUUACAGUAAUUGGACUAUUUUAGUUUUUACUGUUUUUCCUUAAUGCUCAUGUUUACAUAACCACACAGUUCACUUUCUGUUUAGCAGAAUGUGGAAGAAUAUAUAUAACAGUGAAGUCAGCAAAUAUAAAAGUACUUCGAAGAAACAUUGCUGUAAAUGAUAAUAACUUGAUUUAAUAAUCAGAUCCCCGUGCAUAAUAUAAAAUAGGAAAAUCUGCUCUGAUAAGACUUGGGCUGUAGGUGAGUUGUCGGGUUCCUCUGUGUCACCGCUCGCCUCUGUGUCCCGUGGACAUGACGUUGUGCUAAUUUACUGAAUGUUUGUUCUGCACUUAAACGAGAGGUUUUGUUUACAGUUUACAUCCCGUGUACUGUACGUGGGGAUGUCGGUACUUCUGUUGAUUGUUUACAGGACUUCUGUUGUAAAGAUUGUAUUCAGUAUUUCCAAAACGCUCUGAAUGAGUUUUUAAGAAAGCAUGUCUUUAUAAGGUUGUUGUGUAUUUCAUCUGAUUUUGUUUUUUUUGGUACAUUUCUUGUGCAUUUCAUAUAUUUAUUUAUUUAUUUAUGUGUUCGUCCUCCUCCAGAACUGCACCUGUAGCUUAGCUGGUGAAAAUAUUGUUGUCAGUGAUGAGAGACUUACAUCUACACUGUAUAUGUUGCACUUUGUAUUUAAGUAUUAAACCACAAUAUGAAAAA